AGAAUACCACUCUCCCCACUUCCCUUCAAGGGUGGUUUAAGGAGCAGCCUCCAGUAGACUUCGUCCAUCGCCAGGGUGUCGUGAGAAUUCUGCAAAACCGGCAGAGGGCCAACAAGGGCGCCCUACCCAUGAGCGAAUUGGAAAACGAGUUCAAGGAGCUGUGGAAGGUGCCAUUCAAUGUGAAGCAGGCCAACGAAAACGAUCCAGUCGAGUUCUUGCGAAAGUGGCCCAGCAAGGUGGAAAUCGUUCCUCAGGGAGAUUCUUUCCUGGUACAGUUAGCCAAGAAACCUGUAGCCAAGGCCGCCCCUGAGGAGCCGGCCGCCGCGGUUCCCCCCGCCGCGGUUCCACCCGCCGCGGUUCCGCCCGCCGCGGUUCCGCCCGCCGCGGAGCCAGCGGAGGCGAAGAAUGGACCGGCGAAGCCACCAGGACAAAAGCCUCCACAGAAUAUCCAAGACUUCCUGUGGAACCUGCACACCUUGCUCCACGCGCGAGGUGGGAUACCCAUCGCGCAGCUGAAGGAUGUGUAUCUUACACACUUCGGGCACAAGUGUGCCAUUGAACGCUUCCUGGUUGUGGCGGAGGGUGGGCUUUUGGCCACUUUCAAGAGGAGCCAGAUCACAUGCUGCGCCCUAGCCUUCCAGGAGGCUCCAUGGCUCCGAAAAAUGGGAAUGAACAGCAGUUCACCAACACCGUAA
Molecule: messenger RNA, 695 nt
Organism: Cladocopium goreaui
Lineage: Eukaryota; Dinophyceae; Suessiales; Symbiodiniaceae
Source: the annotation of a GenBank genome assembly